This is a messenger RNA of Aspergillus pseudotamarii, 1122 nucleotides long. RefSeq lists its product as uncharacterized. The record is from RefSeq and is a predicted model, not a curated record. Bases 39 to 902 code for a protein of 287 amino acids. NCBI's taxonomy places the organism in Eukaryota, Fungi, Ascomycota, Eurotiomycetes, Eurotiales, Aspergillaceae. The transcript has a single exon.
ACGGGCGAUGGGAAACAAAAGCAGGAGCAGAUAGGACCAUGUCUCCUACCAACUCGACACAAGGCCGACAUGCUCAACCACGUCACGGAGAUACCCCGGUUAUUCAACCUAACCACAGCAGUUCAAUUAGCACUAGUAAGGAGACUGAGAAUAGAUCAUGCAGUGGAAGCGGCCAGCCUGGCCCCAGCUCUGGGAGCUCUUGUAUAAUGAGAGCAGCUACAUUAGAACACGGUGGUCCAGUUUCCGCCAAGUCUCUUCUGCACCACGAUAGCCAACAGGCGCAAGAGCACACCGCGGAGCAUCAAAGGACAACGCCAAGAAAGAGUAUUGUCGAUCCAAAUGGAAGCCCACGACUCCUAUUGCAUACGGAGAAUAAACUUAUGAUUUCUGAUGGUACGGUACAUUGUGAAGGCCAACCUGGACAGCUUACACAGGAUGAAAAUCAAAGUCCAGUUGGAAGCAUUGAUGAUGAGUCUGUCUAUGAUGGAGGUAUCGAAGAGAGUUUCGUUGAAGUGUCCAAUGCUAGGGAUAUGCUGGUCCCCACUGUGUGUGGCGAGAGCUCUGGAGUGCGUAUAGAAGAUCUGUUUGCACAAGGACCCAGUUUAUCAAGGGGCUGUGAAGGUCAGACAAAGAGCGUGCGCCGAGAUCUUUUUAGAGCAGCCUCAGCCCCCCAUAGGCAACACAGGCGAAUCGAUGUUGCGGACCGGGGUCCAUACCAAUCUCCGUCGCAAGGAGAGCUGGCCUCUAUUGAUUCCUCCCGGAAUACAGCAAUAACAUCGAGCACUCGUGGCAAAAACUUCAAGCAGACCAAAGGGGAUACAACCCUACAGACACUCCAAACGUACACGCAGGGCAUGUUGCUUGAUUCUCGUAAGGUGAGACAAAUUUUGCAUGAUAGAUAAUAGAUCUAGCGCAUUUGCUAAUUAGGUGAAGCGUCUUAUGCGCGAAUUAGACACUGAGAAGCAAACAGUCAAUAGUGUCUUGGAAACAUAUCACCGACAGUGCCACGGCGUACUCGAUCAACUUUUCGAGGCACAAGAAGAACGAAUAAACCUAUGUAAGCAGCAGAUGGACAUAAUCAGAGACCACCAUACAAACGUCUGUCAAGAGAUAAUUCAACGC